Molecule: messenger RNA, 5202 nt
Organism: Cydia pomonella (codling moth)
Lineage: Eukaryota; Metazoa; Arthropoda; Insecta; Lepidoptera; Tortricidae
Exons: 1
Coding region: 1-5202 (1733 amino acids)
Biological process (GO): DNA integration
Molecular function (GO): nucleic acid binding
Source: RefSeq, a predicted model, not a curated record
AUGGAGCAAAUAGAAAAACGUAUAUUACUUCAGAAAGAUACUUAUGAAAAGAUAAAAAAGGCUUAUAGCAACUACAAAAAGUCGCCUAAGGAAAGGAUAACUAUUGGAUAUGUACAAGGAAGAAUGGAUACUUUAGAUACAUAUUGGAAGGAGUUUAAGACAGUUCACGAGGAGAUACUCUUAUCGAUUUCAAUAGAAGAUAGACAAUUACUUCCGUACUUCGCCGAUGAUAUGUUCGACCAGUUUGAGGAGUUAGUUUAUACAUAUAAAGGAGAGUUAAAGACGGCGUUAUUGAAGCUUAGUUCUGAAAUCGCACCUGUAAACACGUCCAACCAAAUCACUGUGAGUAACACAAGUACAUCCAAUAGUGAAGUCCGUUUGCCUAGAAUUUCCAUACCGACUUUUAAUGGGAAUUAUACAGAGUGGCAAUCAUUUCACGAUCUUUUUGUGGCAUUAAUUCAUAACAACUCGUCAUUGGAAAACGUACAGAAAUUACACUACCUGAAAAGUAGUCUGACGGGCGAUGCUGAAGUAUUAUUACGGCAGUUCUCAAUCACCGGAGAGAAUUAUACUGAGGCGUGGGCUAUUCUGAAAAAGAGAUAUAAUAACAAGAGAUAUAUCGCGAAUACCGUUUUUAAGAAGUUUUUUGGACAACGAGCGUUGUCUCAAGAAUCGGCUUCUGCGAUUAAGCAGCUGUUAGAUACUACUGUUGAAUGUAUGAACGCGCUGAAGAAUUUGGGUUUGCCUACCGAUCAGUGGGGUGCAAUCGUCACGUUUGUCGUCAUAUCUAAGUUAGAUGUCAACAGUCAUAAACAGUGGGAAGAGACAAUUAGUGAAGAUAGUUCUGAUGAUCUGCCUGGAUUUGAAAGAUUGAAGCAAUUCUUGGAAACGCGGUUUCGCACACUAGAGAUGGUAGAACCUGCAAGUAGAAGUUACAAACAACCACCGAGUAUUAAACCGAAGUCAUUUCAUACAACGGCAAGCAACGAUGAUCUGCAAUGCACCUUCUGCAAAGAAAAGCACUACAUACAUAAUUGUAAGCAGUUUAGUAAGCUACCCAUUGAAGAGAGAUAUAGCCACGUUCAAGGCAACAACUUGUGCUAUAAUUGUCUUAUACCGAAUCACACCGUGUUUAAAUGCAAACAACGCACGACAUGUCAAAUCUGCAAGAGGAAACACCACUCCUUAUUACAUAGAGAGAAGGAGCAAAUAAGUGAAGAUAAACAGGUUACAACUGCAACGAAAGAGGAUCCGCCUGCACACACAAACGAAGAAAAGUUUGUCACCAAGGUCACAGCGCAUGUGGCAAGCGGAGAACAUCCUGGUGAGAAUAUAUGGUUAGCCACAGCACUGGUAGACGUCACAUCGAGUUCAGGUCAGUCACACGUCUUCCGUGCUCUCAUAGAUCCAGGUUCAGAGGUGUCACUAGUAACAUCAAGAGUCGUCGAUUUAUUAGGUUUAAAGAAAAACGAGAUCAGCGGCGUCAUGUUUGGUGUUGGUGAAGGUAAUCGCACAUCUCUUAAGCACUUAGUAGAUUUACAGAUUACGUCUAGAUAUGAUACAAAUUUCUCAUUUAAUGUAAACAAUGCAUAUGUAUUGAGGUCUAUAACGCGUUGGUUGCCUGAAAGGGAAAUUAGAGGCUAUAAUUGGCCACAGCUUAAGGAUAUACAACUGGCUGACCCCACCUUCAACGUACCAGGUAGGAUAGAUAUUUUACUUAGUACGAAAAUCUAUGCAAAGAUAAUAGAUAGUGGUUUGAUUAGGGGGCCAGGUGACGUAAUCGCGCAGCACACCCGUCUCGGGUGGAUCUUGUCAGGUGAUAUUGAGGUAAAUUCAAAUAGGUCUCAUAAUGUCAGGAGCUUUCACAUCACAAGACAGGUCGAGGAAGAUAACAAUCUACUAAGAAAAUUCUGGGAAUUGGAAACAGAACUUUACACAACCAAGAAAGCUUGGUCCAAGGAGGAAGAAAGUUGUGAAGAAGUCUACAAAAAUACAACGGUAAGAGAUGAAACAGGAAGAUAUGAAGUACAUCUGCCUCUGAAACAAACUAAAGAAGAAACAAUAAAGCUUUGCGGUGAAACAAAGCAGCAAGCAAUCACUAGGUUCCAACAACUAGAAAGGAAGUUCCAGAGAAAUGACAAAUUGAAAGAAGAAUAUACAAAGGUCAUCAAUGAAUAUUUGAAUUUAGGACAUAUGAAGAGGGCAGAGAAGGACGAUGAAAAGGAAGCUAUUUACCUACCCCACCACCCUGUAAUUCGCGAGGACAAGGACACUACAAAGGUGCGGAUAGUAUACGAUGCGUCUUCAAAGGGCUCCAACGGUCGAUCCUUAAAUGACAGCAUGCUCGUAGGGCCUACCUUGCAGCCUGACCUACGCAGCCUCAUCAUUCGCUGGAGAUGUCACAAAAUCUGUGUGGUAGGCGAUAUAGUCAAGAUGUAUCGCCAAGUAAAAAUGACAAACAACCAUACCGAUUUACAGCGGAUAGUGUGGAGAGAUGAAGCUACUGGCAACUUGGAAAGUUAUCAGCUGUUAACCGUCACUUUUGGAACCGCUGCAGCACCUUGGUUAGCAGUACGAACCCUACUUCAACUCGCUGACGAUGAAUCUGAAAGGUAUCCACGAGGUGCAGCAGUGGUUAAGGACUCCUUCUACAUGGAUGACUUGAUGACUGGCCAUGAAGACUUAUCUGAAAUGAAAGUAAUAUGUAACGAAGUUAAUAUGUUAUUAAAGGCAGGUGGUUUUCACAUGCAGAAAUGGUCAAGCAACUCUGAGGAGUUGUUAAAGUUCUUACAAGAGGUCAGUGACAGUAAAGAAACAGUGAACACUCUGGAAAUAAAGCUAGAUAAAGUAAUCAAGAUACUUGGACUUACCUGGGACAGGAACGACGACACCUUUAAAAUAACGGUGAACUUACCGGAACUCAGGAAUCCUGUAACAAAAAGGAUAGUUUUAUCAGAUGUGGCCAGUCUCUUCGAUCCCUUAGGAUGGCUGGCUCCAGUCGUCAUAACAGCGAAGGUCAUGAUACAGAAAUUAUGGCUUUGCAACCAUGGGUGGGAUGAAGAACUGCCCGCUGAAUUGGUCAAUGAAUGGGUUACUUACCGAGAUGAGCUGAACGAACUGCAAAUGAUGGGAAUCCCACGGUGGAUGAGAAUCACAGCAGACUGCAAGGAUAUUCAACUGCAUGGGUUUGCUGAUGCUUCAUCUGUGGCCUACGCCGCAGUAGCUUAUGUGAGAGUAGUAGAUCAGAAUGACGAAGUCCAUGUCACAAUGAUAGCAGCCAAAACUAAAGUGGCGCCACUGAAGCAAUUGAGUACCCCUAAAUUAGAACUGUGCGGCGCAGUCCUACUUGCGAAAUUAUUGCAUGAGCUCUCUAACUUACUAAAGAUUCCGAUGGCGAAGAUAUUUGCUUGGACAGACUCCAUGGUAGUUCUAGCCUGGUUACAGUCACAGCCAGGUCGAUGGCAAGUUUUUGUGGGCAACAGAGUCUCAGAAAUCAUACAAAUAAUCGACAAUAACAGAUGGCGACACGUUCAGUCAAGAGACAACCCUGCUGAUCUUGCCUCUAGGGGAAUCAGAGCAAGAGAGAUAAUAGAUAAUGAACUAUGGUGGACUGGACCAGAGUGGCUGAAAGACAAAAACACCGAGUUCACUAGAGUUGACAUUCUACCAACAAGUUUAGAAAUGAAGAAGACGUUCCACAUUAACCUAGGUGACACUCCUAUCUGGGAAAGGUUUUCAUCCUUGACAAAGUUAAAGAGAGUACUAGCUCACUGCAGAAGAUUUAUAAACUGGAAAAACAAAACAAGUCGAGAAGAUUAUUUGUCAGCGGCUGAACUGGAAGAAAUAGAAAGAAGAUGUAUAAAAUACUACCAAUAUUUGAUAUAUGAAGAUGAAAUUAAGGAUCUGAAAAGGAAUGGUAAAAUUAAGGCAAAGAGUUCUUUAAUCACGCUGACCCCAUACUUAGAUGAACACGGUAUAUUGAGGGUCGGUGGCCGCCUCAACAACUCUUCUAUAACAGAAGAAGCAAAACAUCCUAUCAUCAUUCCCAGUAAGCAACAUAUCACCAAACUGUUGAUAAAAGAGGCACACGUCAGAACUUUCCACGGAGAUAUACUGGCUAUGAUGACAUACAUUCGAAGCAAAUAUUGGAUUAUUAGUCUAAAGGCAGCUGUCAGACAGAUUACGCACGGUUGCAGGACAUGUAUUGUGGAAAAGGCUAAAACCCAACAGCAACUGAUGGGUCAGUUGCCCGCUCCGAGGGUCACGCCUCACCGUGCGUUCCUUAACAGUGGAGUAGACUACGCAGGACCCGUGCAGCUGAGGACGUCAAAGGGUCGGGGUCACACGUCGACGAAGGGCUAUAUUUGUCUUUUCAUCUGCAUGUCCACCCGAGCAAUACACUUGGAGGCUGUAACGGAUCUCACAGCGCAAGCCUUCAUUGCAGCUUUCCGUAGAUUUGUUGCCAGAAGAGGCCGCUGCUUACAUCUUUGGAGCGACAAUGGGACUAAUUUUGUAAAAGCCGACAAAGAGCUAAGAGACAUGUUCGCAAAGAGCAACUCAAGUGUAGCUAAGGAAAUAGCGGAAUUAUUAGCCAAUGAUGGCACAACCUGGCAUUUUAUUCCCCCAAAGGCUCCCAACUUUGGUGGACUUUGGGAAGCUGGAGUACGCUCAGUGAAAAGACAUCUAAAUCGUGUUAAUGGCACCACAAAGUUGACAUACGAAGAGAUAGCGACUCAGCUGGCUCAAAUUGAGGCUUGUUGUAAUUCAAGGCCUUUGUCACAUUUAGAUGAAACGUUAGAUACCUUAAAUCCACUUACACCUGCCCAUUUUCUGAUCGGAGAACCGAUAACUAGCGUUCCAGAUACAAAUUACGAAAAUAGAAAUGUUAACAUGCUGACCAGAUGGCAGCUUAUACAAAAACAGACACAAGAUUUUUGGCGAAGAUGGAAAGCGGAAUAUUUAAACACCUUACAACAACGUUACAAGUGGCAGGACACAGUUAAUCCGCCUACUGUUGGAGAUAUCGUGGUAAUCAAAGAAGAUGAUAUGCCGCCGGCAAAGUGGCUAUUAGGAAAAAUAAUGGCCUUACAUCCAGGACCUGAUCAGCUGGUGCGAGUCGUUACGGUGCAGUGUAAAGGAAACAACCUUCUAAAAAGGCCUCUGUCAAAAUUGGUACUCUUGCCAAAACACCCCGAUAAUUAA